Molecule: messenger RNA, 1857 nt
Organism: Thamnophis elegans (Western terrestrial garter snake)
Lineage: Eukaryota; Metazoa; Chordata; Lepidosauria; Squamata; Natricidae
Product: zinc metalloproteinase-disintegrin-like atragin
Exons: 18
Coding region: 1-1857 (618 amino acids)
Biological process (GO): proteolysis
Cellular component (GO): plasma membrane
Molecular function (GO): metalloendopeptidase activity
Source: RefSeq, a predicted model, not a curated record
AUGAUGCAAGCUCUCUUGGUAACUAUAUGCUUAGCGGUUUUUCCAUAUCAAGGAAGCUCUAUAAUCCUGGAAUCUGGGAAUGUUAAUGAUUAUGAAGUAGUGUAUCCACAAAAAGUCCCCGCAUUGCCCAAAAGAGGAAUUCAGAACGCUGAGCCAGAGACCAAGUAUGAAGAUACAAUGCAAUAUGAAUUUAAAGUGAAUGGAGAGCCAGUGGUCCUUCACCUAGAAAGAAAUAAAGGACUUUUUUCCAAAAAUUACACUGAGACUCAUUAUUCCCCUGAUGGCAAAGAAAUUACAACAAGCCCUCCGGUUGAGGAUCACUGCUAUUAUCAUGGACACCUCCAGAAUGAAGCUGAAUCAACUGCAGUCUUCAGUGCAUGCAAUGGCUUGAAAGGACAUUUCAAGCAUCAAGGGAAGACAUACCUUAUUGAACCCUUGAAGCUUUCUGACACUGAAGCCCAUGCAGUCUACAAUUCUGAAAAUAUAGAAAAGGAGGAUGAGAGCCCCAAAAUCUGUGGGGUAACCCAGACUACUUGGAAAUCAGAUGAGCCCAUCAAAAUGACCUCUCAGUUAAAUCUCACUCCUGAACAACAAGACAGAUACUGGCAGGCCCAAAAAUAUAUUGAGUUUUUCAUAGCUGUAGACAACAGAAUGUGCCUGAAAUACGAGCACGAUUUAGCUGCUAUAAGAACAAGAAUAUAUGAAAUUAUCAACACUUUAAAUAUGAUGAUGAGACCUUUGCGAAUUCACCUUGCACUGGUUGGCAUAGAAUUUUGGACCGACGGAGAUAAGAUUUACGUGCAGGAAUCGACGGAUGCCACUUUGGAGUUAUUUGAAACAUGGAGAGAAACAGAUUUGCUGCCACGCAAAGGAAAUGAUAAUGCUCAAUUACUCACGGACAUUGACUUCGAAGGAGCUUCUGUAGGAUAUGCUCCCAUAGGCAGCCUCUGCAGGUCAAAGGAAUCUGUAGCAAUUAUUCAGGAUCAUACCAAAGAUACACGUUUGAUGGCAACUACAAUGGCCCAUGAGUUGGGUCAUAAUCUGGGCAUUGAGCAUGACACAAAUGUCUGUAUUUGCCCUGCUAACAAAUGCAUUAUGACUCCGGAACUAAAUGGUGUCCCUCUCUAUGACUUCAGCUCUUGUAGUGUUGAGCAAUGCAAGAAUUUUCUAACUUCAAAACUCCCAGAAUGCAUUCUCAACAAACCCUCGAAAACAGAUGUUGAUGCACCUGCAGUUUGUGGAAAUUACUUUGUGGAGGUGGGAGAAGAAUGUGACUGUGGCUCUCCUGAGGAUUGUCAAAGUACCUGCUGCGAUGCUGCAACUUGUAAGCUGAAACCUGGGGCACAGUGUGAUGCUGAAGAGUGUUGUGAGCAAUGCAGAUUUAAGAGUGCAAUAACAGUGUGCCGGCCAGCAAAGGAUGACUGUGAUGAGGCUGAUCUCUGCACUGGCCAAUCAGCUGAGUGUCCCACAGAUAGCUUCAAGAAGAAUGGAGAACCAUGCCAAAACAACCAAGGUUACUGUUACAAUGGAAAAUGCCCCACCAUGCAUAAACAAUGUCUUGAUUUGUUAAAUAAUGCACCAGAUGCAGACGUGUCUCCAGAUAUAUGUUAUGAUAUAUUAAACCGAGGAGGGUAUGAUUAUGGCUACUGCAGAAGGGAAAACGAUGUAAAGAUUCCAUGUGGACCACGGGAUGUAAAGUGUGGCAGGUUAUACUGCAGACAUGGAAACAAACUGCAAUGCAAAACGAAAUAUUUUCCAGAAACGGAAGAUGAUGGAUUGGUUACAGCUGGAACAAAAUGUGGAGAUGGAAGGGUCUGCAGCAACGGGUAUUGUGUUGAUGUGCGGACAGCCUACUGA